Molecule: messenger RNA, 6003 nt
Organism: Manis pentadactyla (Chinese pangolin)
Lineage: Eukaryota; Metazoa; Chordata; Mammalia; Pholidota; Manidae
Gene: ACOX1
Product: acyl-CoA oxidase 1
Exons: 14
Coding region: 166-2160 (664 amino acids)
Biological process (GO): very long-chain fatty acid metabolic process; fatty acid beta-oxidation using acyl-CoA oxidase; lipid homeostasis
Cellular component (GO): peroxisome
Molecular function (GO): fatty acid binding; FAD binding
Source: RefSeq, a predicted model, not a curated record
GUGGAGGGGCCGCGGUGAAGGAGAAGGGGCGGGCCGGGGCGGGCUGACGCAGGCGGGGGCGGGGACUCGCUCGGUCCUGGGGCAGCUUUUAGGGUCGGGCCCGCGCUGGAGCUGCGGUCGCCUGUAGUCGCUGUCACCACUUCUUGUUCACCCUGUGUUGCUGCGAUGGCUGUCAUGAACCAGGACCUUCGCAGGGAGCGGGCCGCCGCCAGCUUCACCCCGGAGCUGCUCACGCACGUCCUGGACGGCAGCCCUGAAAACACCCGGCGCCGCCGAGAGAUCGAGAACCUGAUUCUGAAAGACCCAGACUUCGAGCAUGAGAACUUGAACUUCCUCACUCGGAGCCAGCGUUACGAGGUAGCUGUUAGGAAGAGUGCCAACAUGGUGAAGAAGAUGAGGGAGUAUGGCAUUGCAGACCCUGAUGAAAUCAUGUGGUUUAAAAACUUUGUGCACCGAGGGCGCCCUGAGCCUCUGGAUCUUCAUUUGGGCAUGUUCUUGCCCACCUUGCUUCACCAGGCAACCACGGAACAGCAGGAGCGCUUCUUCAUGCCCGCCUGGAACUUGGAGAUCAUUGGCACUUAUGCCCAGACAGAGAUGGGUCAUGGAACUCACCUUCGAGGCUUGGAAACCACAGCCACUUACGACCCUGAAACUCAGGAGUUUGUUCUCAACAGUCCUACUGUGACCUCCAUCAAGUGGUGGCCCGGUGGACUUGGAAAGACUUCCAAUCAUGCGAUAGUCCUUGCCCAGCUCAUCACGAUGGGGAAAUGCUACGGAUUACACGCCUUCAUUGUGCCUAUUCGUGAAAUUGGGACCCAUAAACCUUUGCCAGGUAUCACUGUUGGAGACAUUGGCCCCAAAUUUGGCUAUGAUGAGAUGGAUAAUGGCUACCUGAAGAUGGACAAUUACCGUAUUCCCAGAGAAAACAUGCUGAUGAAGCAUGCCCAGGUGAAGCCGGAUGGCACAUACGUGAAACCCCUGAGUAACAAGCUGACCUACGGGACCAUGGUGUUUGUCAGGUCCUUCCUUGUGGGGGAAGCGGCUCGCUCUCUGUCGAAGGCGUGCACCAUUGCCAUCCGAUACAGCGCCGUGAGGCACCAGUCUGAGAUGAAGGCAGGUGAACCAGAACCACAGAUUUUGGAUUUUCAAACCCAGCAGUAUAAACUCUUCCCACUCUUGGCCACUGCCUAUGCCUUCCAGUUUGUAGGUGCGUACAUGAAGGAGACCUAUCAUCGGAUUAAUGAAGACAUUGGCCAAGGAGACCUGAGCAAACUGCCAGAGCUCCAUGCCCUCACUGCUGGGCUGAAGGCUUUCACCUCCUGGACAACUAAUGCUGCUAUUGAAGCAUGUCGGAUGGCUUGUGGUGGGCACGGCUAUUCUCAUUGCAGCGGUCUUCCAAAUAUUUACGUCAAUUUUACCCCAACCUGUACCUUUGAGGGAGAAAACACUGUCAUGAUGCUGCAGACGGCUAGGUUCCUGAUGAAAAGUUAUGACCAGGUGCACUCAGGAAAGUUGGUGUGUGGCACAGUAUCCUACUUGAAUGACCUGCCCAGUCAGCGCAUCCAGCCACAGCAGGUAGCAGUCUGGCCUACUCUCGUGGACAUCAACAGCCCUGACAGCCUCACAGAAGCAUAUAAGCUCCGCGCAGCCAGAUUAGUAGAAAUUGCUGCGAAAAACAUGCAAACUGAAAUGAUUCACAGAAAGAGCAAGGAGGUAGCGUGGAACCUAACUUCCAUUGACCUUGUUCGAGCAAGUGAGGCACAUUGCCACUAUGUGACAGUUAAGCUCUUUUCAGAAAAACUCCUCAAAAUUCAAGAUAAACCCAUCCACGCUGUCUUAAGGAAUUUAUGUCUCUUAUAUUCUCUGUAUGGAAUCAGUCAGAAAGCAGGGGAUUUCCUGCAGGGGAGCAUCAUGACAGAGUCUCAAAUUACCCAAGUAAACCAGCGAAUAAAGGAGUUACUGACGGCAGUUCGCCCCGACGCUGUUGCUUUGGUUGAUGCGUUUGAUUUUCAGGACGUGAUGCUUGGCUCUGUGCUUGGCCGCUAUGACGGAAAUGUAUAUGAAAACUUGUUUGAGUGGGCCAAGAAAUCCCCACUGAACAAAGCAGAGGUCCAUGAAUCUUACCAUAAGCACCUGAAGCCACUGCAAUCCAAGCUCUGAAAUGUCUAGGUGACAAGUUGAAUCUGCUCUAGAAAGCAGCGGUACUUGACUUCCCUUUUACCAUCACACAAAUCUUCAUGGAAUCUUCAUCAAAUUCAGAGAGCUCUGGUGCAAAUGAUAAAUUGAUCCCUUUCCUCUUUUUAUAAAUGAAGGAAAAAAGGACAGAUUUCAAUGAUUAAAUGAAAAAACAGAUGUGUUUUAAGUGCAGUUAACACUGAAAGAGAUCUAUUAAGCAUCAGAAAAAGCUUUAAGAAAUGCAGUAUGACUUGAUUUGUAAUGCUGCUGAUCCCAGUAGGCCAUGACUUUUGAUAAUUAGUAGAAUUUAACUACUAAGUAGUUAAUUAUUUUCACGUCUUAAUUGCUAAUCACUGGAUAUAUAACUGUUUUUAAGCAAAGGUAUUUUUUAAGUGGAGUAGAACCCCUCGAGUUUUUCCUGCUAAAUGUCUACCACUCUUGCCAUCGGCCCUGGCUAAGCAGGACUGAAGAAAAGGGGUUGUGGGAAAGAAGAUAAUCAGGAAACUUAGUGUGAGUGAGUUGUGCUGGUCACACUGACGCAUCUUCUGCCUGCUUGCCCUCCUUUGCUUAUGUAUUGUUCCUGUCUAACUCUUCAUGGAAGGGUGUUCAGCACAGGCCUCCUACAGGAUCAUUAUCCCAUGUAGCUAGAAUUAAUCCUCCAUUUGAGGGGUCCCUAAACUGUCACUUUGUCCCCAACUCCUUGGGAAGGAAUAGGUAGCAAAGUUACCUCUACCUAUAAUUUUUGUUACCUUGUGGGGCCUCAGUCAAUGGUGUUUUAUCUCUCUGCCUCCCUCCCUCUCCUGAAGGAGAUGCUGAAGAAAGGAGAGUCACAGUUCCUUGUUAGGAGAAUUAAUGUAGGCAGAUCUCAAUUACGGUUACUGUAACUUUGGUGACCAUAUCAGCUGGCUUUUCUGGAAGAAUAGAUUUCAUACAUUCUGUCAUUUUGGCAUAAGCCAUUAAAAUGCUUGGAGGUUUAGGAUGUCUAGCCCUACAAAAAUAAAAGCAUCACUGAGGUUCUCCUCUACAUCUGAAGAGUAGUGCAGAAAAAUCCUUUGACAAACCAUGUGUUCUGAUUUUUAGAUCAGAAAGUAUAAUUAAAACUGUGGCUACGGGUAAAUGGAAGUUCCUAUAAUCUAUUUCUUACUAUGUAUCUGGCUUUAUUUUCAGUAUGCUUCUAGGAGCUUUAUCUGAAUUGCUAAAUUGUUCUUUCAGCUGAAAUCUAAUUUGCAUACUCAUUCUAUAUUUAAAGGUCAAACAUGGACCUCUUAAUGAAUUUUUCUCUUAAAAAAAUGAAUGUAAAACACAUCACUUGAUUUUUUUUUCUUUAACUGUAUCUGCGGCAUCUGCCUCAUGAAAACAGUUGUUCUAGAAUCAGUAAUAAGAAUGUAGUAUAAUUCAUUUGAAAUGUAAUUCCUACCUUGGGACCUGACAUAAAGUCUAUCCCAGUAGAACCAGUAGUGUGAGGCUGAGGUCCAGCAGAGAUACUCUAUUGACACAAGCCUUAAUCCUGCCACCAGGAGAACUGAUGGAUAAUUGUUAAGACUGAAGUAAAACACUCCAUGUUAAUAUUAGGGUAUAUCUGACAGUACAGAUUUUGGGAAGUAACGUAAAUAUAAAUUAUUUAAUAUUCACCUGUUAAAUAUAGAAUCGUUUCAAAAUUUGUGACUAAAUUCCUUAUUCACAGAUGAACAUCUCUAGUCAGGAUCUGAGGGUGUUUGAAAUGACACCCACCUAAUCCAGAGUGCAAAGGUCUAGAGGUGUCUCUUAGCAGGUCUGAGCAGGUUGUAGGCACUACAGAGGCACCUUCAGUCCAGCACCUUAAGUUUUAUUUUAAAACUGAUAUUUGAUAACUAAUUUUGUUAACAUUGGGAUGUUUUGUCUUGAACUUUAUUCACUGUGAUCAAGGAAUAAAGAUAGUAAAAUCUCACUAAUCUGUGCUAUCAAGACUGGAAAGAGUGUGCCACAUAACUAAAUGUUUAAGUUUUGAGAAUCUUUAUUAGGUUUAGGUAACACUUAAGAACAAAAAAAAGGAGUGAGACCUCUCAGCAGACAACUCAGAAUCUGCAGUAAUGCUCUGUAUGUAGCAGCGUGGGUAUGCAGGUCCCUGCCGGGGUACACGAUCUGCUGGCUACUUGUUUAAGGAAGCAGCAGAUCCAGUUUGUUCUCCCUCAGAAGCCAGACUUUACCAGAUAAGUUUUGUUCUAUUGGGUUCUUUGGUGAACCAUUUUCACAAAAAGUACAAAGGUUAAUUUCAGGGUAGUCUUCUCCAAAAUGAUAAAUACUGAGUAGAAUUAAUGAGGUUUUUCUAGUAGAUGAGAACUGAAGUAAACCUUUUUUUAAAAAGUGCUCUAAACAGUACCCAAUAUUGGAAAUUUGAGUUUAAUAGAGAUGUUUGUUAUUUGUAAUGAAUGAAGGUUGAUUCUUCCUCAGGUAUUUGGAGCUCUACUUUAUGUUCUACCAGAUGCAUGCUGAGGUGUGUAUCAGUGUUUGGACAUGAAUAACCUCCAAGCACAGUUGGUUCUAAAGCCUUGGGGAACCCUUCAUGUUGUCAAAAGAACAUAGCACUGCUAAGUAUCAGUUUAUCUUAGAACAUUAUCUUAAUGGUGAUAUUAACUGUGUUUACAUGCUUUCUGAGAACUCACUGCUUGUAAUUUCAAAUUUACAUAUACCUGGAGGCAGUUUAUGGUCCCUAACUUAGCAUGUUGGAUGUUGGUUCUUGGAUUUUCUUCAGUGCAGGGCUUUGGUUGGAGAAAUAACUUCAAAUUCAUGAUCCUGGAAUUUUCUGGGGAAUGAAAAUUCUUCAGAUAACUGCUAAUCAAAGUUCUUCCUCUCCUUUUCUAUUUCCACUGAUCUUAAUAGGAAGGAAGGAAUUAGUUACAAAUAGUCUGUAACACCAGCUAAUCUUUAUAUAUGUAGAAGGUAUGCCUGGGGUCAUAGGUUGUCUACAAGCAGUAAUUGCUAAUGCAGCUGGAGAGAGGAACAGUGCCAGGAAUCGAUUAUUCUACCUGAGACCAAGAGUCUUGUUCACCUUCCUAACUCAGAUAAAGGUUUUGAUCAGUUUCAUAGAAUAAUGCAGAGAUCAUCUUAGCUAAUUGAAUAUUUACUACUAAAUUCUUGGAGGGUAAGACCAGUGCACACUUAACAAAUGACUAAAGUGACUUUUCAUCUUAAAAUACUGGUGUUUUGCUUUUAUCUAUACAUUAAAUUUUUCACUUACUAUGGUCUGUGACACUAAACAUAAAAAUACAUAAGGAAACUGGACUUAACCAAGUGUUAACCGUUGCAAUCCUGCAAAUUCCUAGAUUACAAGGUUUGUUUUUGAUACUGCCUUAAAUUUAAGUGGGCCAUUGAUUAUCUGGGGAAAAUCAUGGAAGAUUGGGAGUGAUUUUAAGAAUAAUGAACCGAAAUAAGUUGUUUUGCCACAAUUAUGUGGACUCAACAGAUUAGGUAACAAGUACAUGAUCUUCCACAUAAUAUUCAGACUGCUGGCUAGUACUUGGUAAACACCGUUUUUUUUCCCCACUUGCUAUGAAUUCAAGGAAAUGAUUUGUAUCUCUUGGAGUGUAUACUUUACUUUGCUACCUUUUUUCUUUCUGUUGUGGUUUGAGUUUGGUUUCUAACUGACAAGGUGCAUUAGAAUGUAUUGUUACCCAUCCUUGGCUGGAGGUGUCUUUGGGAUGGGAGUACCCAGGAGGUGCAUGGGUCCAGAGCAUGUGGAUCAUGGUCAGAGGUGACCCGCCAGCACUGCUUGGCCUGUGGGUAAGCCAAACCACUAACCCCUUUUCCUUUGUAAAAUUGAAAGCCCCUUAAUAAAGUCUUUAACACAAA